Lytechinus variegatus (green sea urchin) is the source of this 907-nucleotide messenger RNA. RefSeq names its product histone H3, embryonic. Bases 439 to 849 code for a protein of 136 amino acids. Lineage: Eukaryota; Metazoa; Echinodermata; Echinoidea; Temnopleuroida; Toxopneustidae. The transcript has a single exon. Gene Ontology annotation, molecular function: protein heterodimerization activity; structural constituent of chromatin; DNA binding. Gene Ontology annotation, cellular component: nucleosome. The record is from RefSeq and is a predicted model, not a curated record.
AUGCAAAAGCAAAUCCAAAUUAGCAUAUAAUUUGCGUAUGUUAUUGACAAGACGGGAGGGGGGUCUUGAUUUUUCAUUGACUCAUGAUGUCCCCGUUCCCUAGUUUCUAACAUGUUGUUACCUUCUCCAAAAAAGAGGAUAACAUCCAGAAUCGGUCGCCCCGUGAAUAUAGUUUACUAUUACCGUAGUGUAAUUCGUCACCCCUUUGGUGCCUUCACUCACGCACUGCCGUUGUGCACAGCGCCACCACCAUACCACGCUUCGCGCGUUAUGACAAUAGAGCAACACAACUGACCAAUCACGAGAGCUCUGCGGACGGUGCCGUUGGGUUUGGGAUCUCUCGGAGCUCUUAUAAAUAGCGGUCAUUUUUAAGAGGCAGUCACUCAUCUCGUCUUCUACGUUCGAUUCGCAGGCUUACCAUCAGACAAGUAACCUACCAUGGCACGUACCAAGCAGACGGCUCGCAAAUCUACCGGAGGAAAGGCUCCCAGAAAGCAGUUGGCAACCAAGGCGGCCAGGAAGAGUGCCCCAGCCACAGGGGGAGUUAAAAAGCCACAUAGAUACAGGCCUGGAACUGUCGCCCUGAGAGAGAUUCGCCGCUACCAGAAGAGCACCGAGCUUCUGAUCCGCAAACUCCCAUUCCAGCGUCUAGUGAGGGAGAUUGCCCAGGACUUCAAAACAGAGCUCCGCUUCCAGAGUUCCGCCGUGAUGGCCCUUCAAGAAGCUAGCGAAGCCUAUCUGGUCGGGCUAUUUGAAGACACCAACCUGUGCGCCAUCCAUGCUAAGAGGGUUACCAUCAUGCCGAAAGAUAUCCAGCUGGCCCGUCGAAUCCGUGGAGAACGCGCCUAGAGCGCCAAUGCACUACAGCCUGUAGGGCAUAUAGCCAAACGGCUCUUUUCAGAGCCAC